This is a messenger RNA of Solanum verrucosum, 1628 nucleotides long. RefSeq lists its product as uncharacterized. Gene Ontology annotation, molecular function: ubiquitin protein ligase activity. NCBI's taxonomy places the organism in Eukaryota, Viridiplantae, Streptophyta, Magnoliopsida, Solanales, Solanaceae. The record is from RefSeq and is a predicted model, not a curated record.
CUCCUUCUUAAAAUGUUUCUUCUCUGGCUCUGACACCCCCUUAUUCUCUCCCUCUCAAUUUCACCCUUUUUAUCUUCAAUAUCUUCUCUUUAGUGCUUCUCUCUCUCUACAAAAAUCAACAUCAAUUUUCUUUACAAACCCAAAUCUUGAAUUCUCCAUUGUUGUCUUCUUCACCUUUACUGUGCAGAGCAACUAUGCCUGUAGUGUUUUCAGAAAGCUCCACAGUUUCAGAACAGAUUAGAUACAGAAAACCCAGAACGCAAAACCAACAAGAAACCCAAGAUAUGGAUCCAAUUUCUUCUUCUCGCUCCACUAAACCCACCAUUUCAUCUCUACUUUUAGCACCAUUUUCACCUACAAGUCCUACCCAUGAAAACUCAACUACCCCCAGUGCCUCUACAGUUUUUUCCACUAAAAAGAAGAACUUUGCUACAUUUAGGGGACUGGGUUGUACAGCAUCACCGCAAGUGUCGGUUCCUGCUGUGAUUAGGACUUCGGCUGACUGGGAUCCCAAAAGGGUCAAGAAGAAAAAGCAGAACAGCAACAAGAACAAAUCCCUUAAUUCUGCUGUUAAUGUUGGUGGAGGAGUAUCCAUUGGCUGCAGUAACUCAGUCCAGAAUAAUAACCCUUCAUCGUCGUCGUCUUCAUCAGCACCGUUAUCGUUAUCAUCGAGCUGUGUGGCGGUUCCUGACGUUUGGUGUGGUCCUGGAAUUGGAUUAACUACUGAUGCUGCUUCUGUUGAUUGCGUUGUUUCAAGAAGACCCGUGUCUGGGAGGGGAAGAAUUGAAAGUGACAAAGUUACGCCUAGAGAGCGAUCUGCAUGUCCUAUACGAAGAAUGGUGAGCCCAGAAGACAACCCUUUUCUGGAUAUAGAAAGUAGCCUUAGUAUACCACGCUCCCAAAUAGAGUUAUUUGCAUCUAGGCAUCAUCGACAUUCUCGCCAUGGUUAUUCAGAAGGACUUGCAGAGAUUGUGAUGCUUCAAAAUAGUCUUAUGGGAGGAAGAACAGAUGGUCUUGAUCGAUACCGGAACUGGAGACUAGAUGUGGAUAACAUGUCCUAUGAGGAAUUGCUGGAACUUGGUGACAAAAUUGGAUAUGUCAACACAGGAUUGAGAGAAGACGAGAUAGCUCGAUGUGUUAGAAGAACCAAACCCCUUUUGAGUAAUUUAUCUCUUAUCCGCACAGAAUUGGAAAGGCAGUGCACUAUCUGUCAGGAGGAAUAUGAGGCUGAGGAUGAGAUGGGGAAGCUGGAUUGUGGACAUUUCUAUCACAUUCGUUGCAUAAAGCAGUGGCUGAGUCAAAAAAAUAGUUGCCCAGUUUGUAAAUCUGCAGCUCUGUCUAAUAGCUAGACAUCAAAAAACAAUUCCACCCCUCAUGAACCUGUUGGUCUUUUGUAUAGCUUCUUCUGUUAUCAUUACAAGCAAGAAAAUUCUUUGCAGGGUGUUUCUAUCUGAUAGUGAUGGUUCUGUUGUUUGAGUGGCAAUCCUAUGUGGAUGGAUUGAAACGAGUGGUACACAAAGUAUUAGGCUUCUGGUUUGAGUACAGUGAUUGAAUGGUACAAAUUUUAUAUGUAUUGCAAGAUAAGUUUCUGCCAUCCUAUGUCAAGGUUGAUUUCGUGCUUCAUACUA